CCCAUACUUCGAUGGCCAGGCAAAUCCGAUGUCGCGUACGUAACAUUCUUGAAGCUUAUCAAGGUUCACCAUCUUGAAAGACAACCAGUACUACAGAAGCGACGGUACCCCAAUCGACAGAGGCUGCCCAAGGCCGUCUUACUGCUAUUUUGUUCAUCCAUCGGACGCAGAGUGGCAUUCACUCACUCCAGGUCGACGUUCUGACUCGUCCAAGUUCACGACAACAAUGCCCUCGCCCACAAGGGACCCCCGUCGGCGUCCUAGCACGGAUUCCAUGGGCUCUACUCGACGCGAAAGCAAUGCCAGACGGUCGCCGUCGCCUGUACUAGGUCCUAGUUCGCGACCAGAAAGACGAGCCAGGGAUAGCAGAGUCACCGACAAUUCAAGUUGGGCGAAAUCAGCGCCACCGUCGGCUACCAGCUCCUCGUUUCCACCUCCGAUUUCUGCGACCUCGACCUCUUUCGUGUCGCCUCCACCACCCCCGCCGCCGUCGACUAACGUGGUCCAGCCACCGCCUCCACCUCCACCGGGGCCCACUGUUCUUGAUCCCAUCCCGCCUCCACCGGAUCACCCAACAUUAGGACUGAAACAGCCCAAAUAUGAACUGUCAACCGAGGAGAAGAGAAAAAUUUGGGAACAAAGGCUAAAUCAUUGGGUUGCCUGGAACAAGAUGCGUGCAUCUAUCAUGGUGCUCGAGGAAAGGGUCAAAGUAACACAAAACCUUAUUGAUAGCCUUCCUCCGUCAAAUUCUGUCGCAUCCUGUUCGAAAGAGCUCGAGCGUCUCAAACAGGAGCUAAGCGACCACCACGCCCGGUUCAAGCAUCACUUCAACAAAAUCGUGGAAACCGAUAGUUGGCCCAUGGCUCCUCGGCCUGAACAAGGCGUCAUCGAGAAUAAAUACGCAGAUAUGGUCAAGUUGGUUGAUACAGUGACGAAAAACGUCAGCGAAUUGAAUAUUUCUAUAAACAAGACGCGGGAGGACCAGUUUGGUCCGGAAGAAACGACGACAAUUUCCAGCCGAAAACGGCGGCGAUUGUCGGACGGUGGACUCGACGAUUCCACUUUCAAUGCCGCUGAGCUACGGGAGGGAAUCGACGCAGUAGAGAGCCAAUUACUUGACUUGCAAAAUUUACUUCUUAACCACGACAAUGACAUUCAAGCCGAAGUCAUCGCGCUAAUGGAAAACCGGUACGAGGAGCUUGAAACGGCCAGGAAUGCAGGGACAGAUCCAGAGGCCCAGUUUCGCCAAAUGUCGAGCAUUAGGCUCCACACCGUAGAGCAACAACUCGGAGAGGUCGCUGUCGAGAUGGCAGAUGUUAUGACUAAGGCGGCUGGAAGGGACGCAGACCAGGAUGAAGUGAAGAGGGAAAACUGCUGCUUUACAAGAUGACAUUCACAAACUUCAAGCGCGAGUCCAAAUCUGGGAGAUCGGAGAAAAAGAAAGCAUUCGGCGGAUGGAUGCAAUCAAAGCUGCUCUGGACGACUACAAAUCCAAUCCUGCGGCGCCGCCUGUGCCCAUCUCGCCAGAGCAUCUUCGCCCACACAUCGAGUCGGUCGUUCUACCUGUGAUACGUGAGAAUGUGCAGUCGAUGAUCGACCAACUGAGGGAGAAUAUCCAGCAAAGUAUCGUUCAGAGAGAGAUGGAGAUCUAUGGAGCUGUCUGGGAUAAACUCAAGUU
Molecule: messenger RNA, 1678 nt
Organism: Desarmillaria tabescens
Lineage: Eukaryota; Fungi; Basidiomycota; Agaricomycetes; Agaricales; Physalacriaceae
Exons: 3
Coding region: 227-1390 (387 amino acids)
Source: RefSeq, a predicted model, not a curated record